AUGGUUCUAGAAAACCAAGAAAACCAUGAAGUUAUAGUUUUAUCUCAGGAAGAUCAUUCUUUACCUCUCAAUCCUAAUUAUGGUUGGAUGCUUGAUUUCAAAAACAUCAAAAGGCUGCCAGGACCAAGGUUCUCUGAUGGUACCAUCAACUGGCAAUGUCCAUGUAUGGCUGGAGGCUCAUUAGUUGCUCAUAGAUGCGGUCAUCAAUUUCGCCAGCUUUAUAUAUGCAUGUCUGAAAACGAUCAUGAUGAUGUGACAGUGAAAUGUCCUGAUCAGUUUAUAAAUUGGUCUGCAUGUAUGCAGAAUGUUAGUGGUUCGAUUUAUGACGAUGGAAGAAUUAAUAUUGAAUGCCCGUGUUUGCACUCGCCAUUAGCUCAUCGCUGUGGUCAUUUGCUCCGAGAAGCCGUACAAUGUACUAACUCUUCAAAAACCAAUCCUAGAGGAACUGAUUGUGUUGACCACUUUAUAGAAUAUGAUUUAUGUUUGAGAUCUUUCGAUAAGUAA
Messenger RNA from Auanema sp. JU1783, 504 nucleotides. NCBI's taxonomy places the organism in Eukaryota, Metazoa, Nematoda, Chromadorea, Rhabditida, Rhabditidae. The record is from the annotation of a GenBank genome assembly.